UUGACAGUGAUAGUCAAUACUGAUAAGGUCCUGUCAUGCCAUUAUUUUGCGAACGUUUAUUUUAAACAAAUACUCGGUAGGUACUAGGUACUUACACAGAAAAAAUUACUUGUUUGACCGAUGUGAGAUGUCUGGUAGGAUGUAUAGAUAAGUAUUUAUGCCUAUCCCGCCUUCCAGAAUUUACAAAACUGAAUAGCUAACCUCAAAAGUGUGAACAAACAUUGUUCAGUCUACGAAUUUUAAAAAUUAUAUUAAAUAAUUAAAUCGCCAUAAACAGUUUGAUACAUACCUACAAUUUAAUAAAAAAAUGGGCGAUUCAAAAGCAUUAAAGCCAGGAACGCUUGUUGGUUUUGGAAAUCCAUUGUUGGACAUGUCCAUCAAUGGCGAUGAUGAUUUAUUAAAUAAAUACGAUCUUAAAAGUAAUAACGCUAUAUUAGCUGAAGAAAAACAUAUGCCAUUGUAUGAAGAACUGAUAAACUUUGAAAAAGUAGAGUAUACGGCUGGAGGUUCAGCUCAAAAUUCUUUAAGAGUUGCUCAGUGGAUCCUAAAAGAACCAAGUGUCGCAGUAUUUUUUGGAGCUGUUGGUAAAGAUAAAUAUAGUGAUAUUUUAAAACAAAAAGCAAACGAAGAAGGUCUGAAAGUGCAAUAUCAAUACACAACAGAGAAGCCCACUGGUACUUGUGCUGUUAUCGUGACAAAUAAAGGAAAAGAUCGUUCAUUAUGUGCCAAUUUAUCAGCGGCGCAAACAUUUUCAGAAGAUCAUUUGUAUGUUUCUGAGAACAAACAAAUAAUAGAUAACGCUCAAUUUUAUUUAACUACAGGUUUUUUUUUACAAGUAAACGUGAAAGCCGUGCAAAAAGUGGCUGAAAUAGCUCGUCAAAAAAAAUGUCCUUUCUUGUUUAAUAUUAGCGCUCCGUUCAUAUGUCAAUUUUACAUGAACGAUGUCAUGUUGGUUUAUCAUUUUGUUGACAUUUUGAUUGGAAACGAUGAGGAAGCUAAAGCAUUUUCAGAAACACAAAAAUGGAACUUGAGCGACAUUGAAGAAAUUGCUAAAAAGUUGAGUACUUUUGAAGUCGACAGCGGUCACAAGCGUCUUGUUGUGAUCACCCAAGGAGAAAACCCAGUUAUUGCAGCUAAUGAUGGCGUAAUCACUCGAUAUCCGGUACCUAAAAUUCCCACUAGUAAUAUUGUGGACACUAAUGGAGCUGGUGAUGCAUUUGUCGGUGGAUUUGUUGGAAAGUAUGUUUUGGGAUGUCCAGUCGAAGAUUGUAUAAAUUGUGGAAUAAAAGCAGCGUCUUAUAUUAUACAACGACCAGGAAUCUCCAAAGGAGAUCUGUUUGAUGUCUAACUAUUUAUUUAUUCUAGUAAUACGCUAAUUGUUGCCAAUUAUUAUUAAUAUGUAUUUUACUCGACUCUUAAAAUGCAUUUAAACUUAAUAUUGUAUCUUAUUUUUGUAACAAUAUAUAUGUU
Adelges cooleyi (spruce gall adelgid) is the source of this 1470-nucleotide messenger RNA. RefSeq lists its product as uncharacterized. Gene Ontology annotation, biological process: purine ribonucleoside salvage. Gene Ontology annotation, cellular component: nucleus; cytosol. Bases 308 to 1348 code for a protein of 346 amino acids. Gene Ontology annotation, molecular function: adenosine kinase activity. The transcript is spliced from 9 exons. NCBI's taxonomy places the organism in Eukaryota, Metazoa, Arthropoda, Insecta, Hemiptera, Adelgidae. The record is from RefSeq and is a predicted model, not a curated record.